UGCAAGCUGCUGGUGUUGCCGUGACGAUGACAUCCUCCCCCUCCCACACACACACACACACUCAGACGAGAGGAGAGGGAGCAAACAAGACGCGAUGGCUUCAGGCUGAAAACACACAUCCAUCGGCUGCGUCUCAAGAAAACAUGGAUUCAGAGUCUCUCCUCGGUCUGAACUCUCGGAGAAGUAAAUGAACACAGACGUCCGUCACUCUUGGACCUGCCGCUCACACGCUACAAUUCUUCUCUUAGUUUUGAAGACUCCAGGAACACAUGGAAGCAGAGGGAGGUUUUAAAUGGACACUUUGUGGAUUUCCCGAGGUCUGGAUUUUAAAACCCAAAAAGAAUGUGAUGAAGUCAUUGACCACAGGCUCAAAUAAAGGGUGUGUCUGAAAUCAUAGCCCCGCCCUUCUGCAGCGAAGAGAUCAACAACUUAAAGCGUUGUGGACAGAAGUCGAGAAGUCUCAAAAAAACACAUAGAUCUGAACCUAGAUCUGUUGAAUCCCUCUGAAAUGACUGCAGGCCCCAGAGACAAGUGUUAGCCUGUCAUUGUGAAAUGUUUCUUUAGAUAUCGUUUAUCUGAACGUCUGUUUCAGCUGACGAUAAAAGCUCUUGUGUCCGAACGUCUGGCGCCUCCCCCUGGCCACAGAGUGGAAUAAGGGGCGUGUUCAGGGGUUCAGCCCUCGCAGAUGGAGGCUCACCAACACUCGCCAGACAGCAGCAGUGAGGAGUGCACCGUCCUGGAGGCUCCGCCCGGAAAAAACGCCUGCCCACAACACGCAGGGAACGUGGCUGAUCUGUACUGCUCGGCCUGUGAUUGUGCGCUGUGUGAUGACUGUGUGUCAGACCAUGAGGAGCACCCCAGGGUGCCGCUCAGCGAGGCCCUGGAGCAGCAUCGUCUCAGCCUGCAGGAGAAGCUGGGGUUCGUCCAGAACAGACUCCCUCAGAUAUCAGACGCCCUGUCCUUUGUUAAGGAGAUCCUCCAGCAGCUGACCAGUCAGAGAGCUUCCAUCGAAGAGGACAUCCAGUCCAGCUUCGAGGACCUGCACAAGCAGCUGGACGUCCGGAAGAGUGUCUUGCUCAUGGAGCUGGAGGUCACAUACGGACUCAAACAGAAGGUCCUCCAGGCACAGGUAGACAACCUGGUUCGGGGAGAGGGGGACAUCAGUGCCAUCUGUACCCAGACGGAGGAGGCUCUGGCAGGGGAGGCAUGUGUGGCGAACCUGCAGGCAGAGCGGGAGCUCGGGGAGAGAUUGGCGGGGCUCGCCGGUCUGGGUAUGCCGUGUCAGCCGGAGGAGAACGACCAGUUGGAUCUGGUGAUGGAGACCGACAUGCUGAGGAAGUCUAUACACAACCUGGGGACAAUCGUCACGACCAGUGCGGUGGCAAGCCAGAGUGAGGCAAUGGGCGCCGGCCUGGAGCAGAGCAUUGUGGGACAUCCUUCCUCGGUUACCAUUGUAACAAGGGACAAGUCAGGGGGAGCCUGCAAGAGUGGCAACGCGAUCCUGUCAGCUGAGGUUUUCACCCCAGACGGCAGCAUAGUGGACGGGGAAAUUAUGGACCACAAGAAUGGCACUUAUGAGUUUGUGUACACAGUUCCGAAGGAGGGCCACUUCUCGCUGGCACUUCGUCUGUACGACCAGCACAUCAAAGGAAGUCCCUUCAAGCUAACCGUGACCAGGACCUUGGAGGUCGACGUAGAGUCUCUCCAGGUGUCUCCUUCCACCACCACAGCAACCAACUCAGCCGCCAACGCCACCCCAUCUACAGGCUCCUCUGAUGGGACCAAGAGAAGAGGGAAAUCCCCCGGGCAGAAAAAGAAGGGCUCUAAAAGGGCCAGCAGUGCCCUGGGCACCCCGAGACGUAAAACUCAGAACCCCAUUGAGGAUGACCUCAUCUUCCGGAUCGGAACAAAGGGGAGGAACAAGGGAGAGUUCACCAACCUUCAAGGAGUGGCAACCUCAUCCAGCGGCAGGAUACUGAUCGCAGACAGCAACAAUCAGUGUGUCCAGAUUUUCUCCAACGAGGGGGAAUUCAAGAGUCGUUUUGGGAUGAGGGGACGGUCACCAGGGCAACUGCAGCGCCCCACAGGCGUGGCCGUGCACCCCAGUGGUGACAUCAUUAUUGCCGACUAUGACAACAAGUGGGUCAGCAUCUUUUCCUGCGAGGGCAAGUUCAAGGCGAAGCUUGGCUCGGGCAGACUUAUGGGGCCAAAGGGCGUGUCUGUGGACCAGAAUGGUCACGUGAUCGUGGUGGACAACAAGGCGUGCACUGUCUUCAUCUUCCAGUUGACGGGCAAGCUCAUCACCAAGUUUGGUAGUCGAGGCAAUGGGGACAAGCAGUUUGCAGGUCCACACUUUGCAGCAGUGAACAAGAACAAUGAAAUCAUUGUGACCGACUUCCACAACCACUCUGUCAAGGUUUUCACCCCUGAGGGAGAGCUGGUGUUAAAAUUUGGCUCAAAUGGUGAAGGGAAUGGUCAGUUCAACGCUCCCACUGGUGUAGCUGUGGAUGUUAAUGGGAACAUCAUUGUAGCGGACUGGGGCAACAGCAGAAUACAGGUGUUUGACGGCAGUGGUUCCUUCCUCUCCUACAUCAACACAUCGGCAGACCCUCUGUAUGGACCCCAAGGUCUGGCUCUCACCUCAGACGGACAUGUGGUCGUGGCCGACUCCGGCAACCACUGCUUCAAAGUCUACCGCUACCUACAAUGAUGACAAGAGAGGUGAAGGCAGGAGAGAUGGUCGGGAGGAGCAGCUGUUGAAGAGGAGAGAUUCCAUCCACGAUGUCAAACUCCAGGAAUUAUUGCAUGAACCUCUUUUGCUGAAUGUAACGAAGGAAGGAGGGAUUGGUAGAAGCCAGGAGAAACAGAGGAAGAGGAUUAGCCGAGCCAUCAUAACAUCACAAGAGUUCAAUGAAAAUAAAAGCAAGUAUUGGAUCCUUUUGAUGAAGUGAUCAGAAAAAUGGAGAUGUGGAUUGCAGGGACCGGAGGCACCAACACUGAUCUUUGAACUACACCCCUUUAAAAGUCUAAAGAGUGUGACGUGGCAGAUGAAGAGGAAGAUAAUAAUGUUCUGCCUUAUGCAAAUUUGAGAGACAUCACUGAAUGGGAUGCAUGAGGGCUGCAAGGCAUACGGAGUCAAAACUGUGAUGCAAAGAUGGAUUAAUGAUGUCAAAUUCUACAAGUCCCCCUUUCUCCCAGGUUGGCAUGAGUAGAUCAAAGGAUGACUGAAUCAAUAAAGGCUUUCAAAAAUAAAGACGACAAGAGUGGAGGAUAAAAACAUCCUCGGGAACCUUAAGGAUGGAAAAAGGGAUCGCAAGUGUAUCAGAGGCAUGAAUGACCGAAGGAUGCGGAUUUAUAGAGAUUAGGAAGGAAAACCAACAGUUUUCUCUUGUUUGACUUUCUCGUAUUGUAUCUACAAGUUCAAAUAAUGGCCAGUGAACUAAAAGGGGUCCAUGUCUUGGUUUGGAAUUCAGUCAUUGGUUACUCCACAUCAUAUAUUUCACCUACAUCUAUUGUACAGUUAUUUGCAUUUGUACAUCAAUGACAUCAACUAACAUUUUGAGGCUAAUUUGACCAAAUACCAACUUACUCUUAGGCUACAUCCACAUGACUACGUUUUAGUUUUACAACUUAGCAUUGUUGCUAUGGCUACGUCUGGCGUCCACAUUACUCAGGAGUUUUCGAGAGCCUAAAACGUAGAAGAUUGUAAAAGCUGAUGGUCUCGAUUUAGGUUGAAAACUCUGGGGUUGUGUUUUAGUCUGGACGAACAGAAACUGAGACUUUUGUAAACGAUGACGCAGACGCCCACGUUCAUUUCCUGAUUGGUUCUCAUCAGUCACAUGACUCGACUACC
Molecule: messenger RNA, 3853 nt
Organism: Hippoglossus stenolepis (Pacific halibut)
Lineage: Eukaryota; Metazoa; Chordata; Actinopteri; Pleuronectiformes; Pleuronectidae
Product: tripartite motif-containing protein 2
Exons: 14
Coding region: 686-2710 (674 amino acids)
Biological process (GO): protein polyubiquitination; negative regulation of translation; proteasome-mediated ubiquitin-dependent protein catabolic process
Molecular function (GO): ubiquitin protein ligase activity; translation repressor activity; zinc ion binding
Source: RefSeq, a predicted model, not a curated record